AUGCAAGACGACAGCCUAGAAGCUUCUACUUCCAUAUCUCAGCUUCUGAGAGAAAGCUAUUUGGCUGAAACUAGGCAUCGGGGAAACAAUGAGAGGAGUCGAGCAGAGCCUUCCUCCAACCCUUUCCAUUUUGGGGGUUCUUCUGGCGCUGCUGAAGGUGGAGGAGGCCAAGAUGACCUUCCAGAUCUUUCAGCUUUUCUGAGCCAAGAAGAAUUAGAUGAAAGUGUCAAUCUGGCAAGACUGGCAAUCAAUUAUGACCCCCUGGAGAAAGCAGAUGAAGCUCAAGCUAGAAAACGUUUUUCUUCUGAUCAGACAAAACACUCAUCUAUAUCAAGUUUUGACCCUAACUUCUGCCAGGAUAACUCUCGAAGCCCUACCAACUCUAAAGAGAGCCUCCAGGAGGCAAAAAGGCCACAGUACAGUUCUGAAGCCCAGUCCAAAAAAGUAUUCUUAAAUAAGGCUGCCGAUUUCAUUGAAGAGCUCUCAUCCCUGUUCAAAGCCCAUAGCUCCAAAAGGAUUAGACCUCGUGCCUGCAAAAACCACAAGAGUAAACUGGAAUCACAAAACCAAGUUAUACAGGAAAACAGCUCCAGUUUCCCAGAUCUAUCAGAAAGAAGAGAAAGAUCUUCAGUUCCCAUACCUAUCCCUGCAGAUACCAGGGAUAAUGAAGUGAACCAUGCGCUGGAACAGCAGGAAGCUAAGAGGCGUGAAGCUGAGCAGGCUGCUGGUGAGGCGGCCAGUGGAGACAACACCCCAGGGUCCUCUCCUUCUUCUUUGUACUAUGAAGAACCUCUGGGGCAACCUCCCCGGUUCACACAAAAGUUACGGAGCAGAGAAGUUCCCGAAGGAACCAGAGUACAGUUGGAUUGCAUAGUGGUAGGAAUUCCACCGCCUCAAGUAAGGUGGUACUGUGAAGGCAAGGAGCUUGAAAAUUCCCCAGACAUUCACAUCAUCCAGGCAGGAAAUCUGCAUUCACUGACCAUUGCUGAAGCCUUUGAAGAGGACACUGGACGUUAUUCCUGCUUUGCUUCUAACAUCUAUGGGACAGAUUCAACUUCUGCUGAGAUUUACAUAGAAGGGGUUUCUUCUUCAGACUCAGAAGGGGACCCUAACAAGGACGAAAUGAAUCGAAUCCAGAAGCCAAAUGAAGUGUCGUCGCCUCCCACUACUUCUGAAGCCAUUCCUUCAGCAGUAUCCCAAACCCAGCCUGUGGUGGCCCAGCCCAGGGUAUCAACCAUCCAGCAGUGUCAGAGCCCUACAAACUAUCUGCAAGGAUUGGAUGGAAAACCUAUCAUUGCAGCUCCUGUGUUUACAAAGAUGUUACAAAAUUUAUCAGCCUCUGAGGGUCAGCUAGUUGUCUUUGAAUGCAGAGUAAAAGGAGCCCCAUCUCCUAAAGUUGAGUGGUACAGAGAAGGGACCUUGAUAGAAGAUUCUCCAGAUUUUAGAAUUUUACAGAAAAAACCUCGAUCCAUGGCAGAGCCAGAGGAGAUCUGUACUUUGGUCAUUGCCGAGGUAUUUGCAGAAGAUUCUGGGUGCUUCACGUGUACUGCAAGCAACAAAUAUGGCACAGUGUCAAGCAUUGCACAGCUGGAUGUGAGAGGAAAUGAAGACCUCAGAAACAAUGGGUCUCUUCACUCAGCCAACUCCACCACCAACCUGGCUCUUAUUGAGCAACAGCCAUCCCCACCCAACCCAGAGCCUCCUGUGGAACAACCCCCUAAACCCAAGCUGGAAGGGGUGCUGGUGAACCACAACGAGCCCCGGUCCAGCUCAAGGAUCGGGCUCCGUGUGCACUUCAACCUGCCUGAAGAUGACAAAGGAAGCGAAGAAUCCUCCGAGGGUGGCAUGGUGACCACCCACCAGACCAGGCCAGAUUCCUUCCAGGAGAGAUUCAAUGGUCAGUCAGCAAAAAUCUCUGAGCCUUCCUCACCCGUCAAAGAGCCCCCUCCAGUUCUGGCCAAACCCAAACUCGACUCCAGUCAGCUACAACAGCUUCACAACCAAGUUUUACUGGAACAACAGCAGUUGCAAAACCCAUCUCCUUCAUCUCCUAAGGAGCUUCCUUUCAACAUGAGUGUUUUGAACUCCACUGCUGUUCCGGCAGUGACAAUGUCCAGCAAGCAGGCGAAGGCCCCUCCAUCACAGACAUUCAGCUUGGCCCGGCCAAAGCACUUCUUCCCCUCUACAAGUACCACUGCGGCCUCCGUGUCCCCUUCCAGCUCUCCAGUGUUCACCCAGAGCAGCACUCCUCAAGCCAUGCAGAGGACAGUGAGCAAAGAAAGCCUCUUAGUUACUCACCCCUCGGCUCAAACCAAAUCUCUAGGAGGGGUCUCCAUCCAAAACGAGCCACUCCCCACUCCAGGUCCAACAGAGCCAGCACAACUGCCACUCACGUUUUCCAUCUCCAGCGGAAACCAGUUUCAGCCCCGUUGUGUGUCCCCAGCUCCUGUCUCUCCCACCAGCCGCAUUCAGAACCCAGUGGCUUUUCUCAGCUCCGUUCUGCCUUCUCUCCCUGCCAUCCCACCCACCAAUGCCAUGGGGCUGCCUAAAAGCGCACCAUCCAUGCCAUCCCAGGGACUAAUGAAGAAAAAUACAAAGUCUUCCCAACCAGUGAAUGAUGAUUACAUCCGUGAAACUAAGAAUGCGGUGAUUCUAGACUUGGGAAAAAAGAUGAAUUUCAGUGAUGUCAGAUCAAAUCAGCAGGAGUACAAAAUUUCAAGCUUUGAGCAGAGGCUGAUGAAUGAAAUAGAGUUUCGCUUGGAACGCACCCCUGUUGAUGAAUCAGACGAUGAAAUCCAACAUGAUGAGAUCCCCACGGGCAAGUGUAUAGCUCCCAUCUUUGACAAAAGACUCAAGCACUUCCGGGUCACCGAAGGCUCUCCAGUGACAUUCACCUGCAAAAUUGUUGGGAUACCUGUCCCAAAGGUUUACUGGUUCAAAGACGGGAAGCAGAUUUCAAAGAGAAAUGAGCACUUCAAAAUGAAGCGAGAAGGAGACGGGACAUGUUCUCUGCACAUUGACUCCACCACCAGUGACGACGACGGCAACUAUACCAUCAUGGCCGCCAACCCCCAGGGGAGAAUCAGUUGUUCUGGCCACUUGAUGGUACAAGGUUUGCCCAUCCGAAGUCGACUAACAGCUGCUGGUCAGUCUCACAGAGGAAGGUCCCGAGUGCAAGAAAGAGACAAAGAACCCCUACAGGAACGCUUUUUCCGACCACAUUUCCUGCAGGCUCCUGGGGACAUGGUGGCUCACGAGGGGCGCCUCUGUCGCCUGGACUGUAAGGUGAGUGGCUUACCGCCCCCGGAGCUGACGUGGCUGCUCAAUGGCCAGCCUGUCCUCCCCGACGCCUCCCACAAGAUGCUGGUCAGGGAGACCGGAGUCCACUCUCUGCUCAUUGACCCGCUCACUCAACGCGACGCGGGGACCUACACCUGCGUUGCUACCAACAAAACUGGGCAGAAUUCCUUUAGCUUGGAGCUCACUGUAGUAGCCAAAGAAGUAAAGAAAGCACCUGUAAUCCUGGAGAAACUGCAGAACAGUGGUGUUCCAGAAGGCCACCCCGUGAGACUGGAGUGCCGGGUGAUAGGCAUGCCUCCACCCGUGUUCUACUGGAAGAAAGACAAUGAGACCAUCCCUUUCACCAGAGAGAGGAUCAGCAUGCACCAGGACACAACUGGUUAUGUCUGCCUCCUCAUUCAGCCAGCCAAGAAAUCAGAUGCUGGAUGGUACACACUGUCAGCCAAGAAUGAAGCUGGCAUCGUGUCCUGCACUGCCAGGCUGGAUAUAUACGCUCAGUGGCAUCACCAGAUCCCACCACCCAUGACCGUCCGGCCCAGUGGCAGUCGCUAUGGAUCCCUCACCAGUAAAGGACUUGACAUUUUCUCUGCUUUCUCCUCCAUGGAAAGCACGAUGGUGUAUUCCUGCUCUUCUCGGAGUGUAGUGGAGAGUGACGAACUUUAA
This is a messenger RNA of Rangifer tarandus platyrhynchus (Svalbard reindeer), 3963 nucleotides long. NCBI's taxonomy places the organism in Eukaryota, Metazoa, Chordata, Mammalia, Artiodactyla, Cervidae. The record is from the annotation of a GenBank genome assembly.